AUGUUGGUAUAUUGGCGAGUUUUUGCUUUCCUGGCGUUACUGUUCCUCCACAGUCGCGGUGCCAUGAGAGAAAAGAUUGUUGAUUUCACGCAUCACGAUUACAAUGCAAUGACAAAGAUUCUCCAUACCUUCGCGACAAAAUACCCAUCGAUAACUAAACUUCAUCCGCUGGGAGAAUCGGUCCAAAACAGGAUUCUUUGGGUGUUAGAAAUUUCGGAUAAUCCAGGCGUCCACGAACCUGGUGAGCCUGAAUUUAAAUACAUCGGCAACAUGCACGGAAACGAAGUCGUGAGCAGAGAAAUUCUACUUCAUUUUAUUGAAAGUUUACUCGACGGAUAUCAAAGAAAUGAUGAAGAAAUAACCAACUUGAUUAAAAAUACAAGAAUUUCCAUUAUGCCCUCUAUGAAUCCUGAUGGUUAUGAACGGGCAAAAGCUGUUCCAAGGAACGAUGAAGGCGAGAGAUGUACUGGUGUUGUCGGGAGAAGAAAUGCAAAUAAUGCUGAUCUUAAUAGGUGAGUCAACCCUUACUUAUAAUUAAGCGAUCGUAGAAACAGCUCUAUCGAGGAUUGUAAUGCAGAAACUUUUGCUUUUUAUUCCAUUCUCGUCAAUCAAUUACCACCAUAAACCUGUAUUUUCAUCAUAAUUUUAAAUUUUCAAAUAUAUUUUCAAUCUCCUUUACUUUAAACUUGGAAUGGUGAUCAUAAGAUUGUUUUAAUGUUUUCAUCUUGAAAUUUAUUAUUGGGAAAAAAACUUACAAGUAAAAAUGAAGAUUGGAUGGUAAGCCUAUUUAAAAAUGUUAUUCUGCCAGGAUUUUCACUCGUAGGAAAAAAAUUAUUUGUCAGUUGCUAAACAGAGAUCCUCAUUAUACCAAGCAAAUUGAUAAUAAAAUAAUAAUUUCUUUAUUUUUUUUUUUUAACGCAGACAUAUAGACCUUAAAAACAUGAACAUCAGUUAAAUCUCCAGCAAAACUUACAGAUGUUUCCACGUUGACUUACAUGAAACAAACUCCCAUAGUUACUAGUUCUUGUUAUAAUAUUAUUUAUGGACUUCUGGACAUUUUUCCUCAUCACCAUAGUUUUAUUGUUCUUACAUUUUUUAACAAACACAAAGUGGUACCGUAGAACAUCCAGAUGUAAAAAAAUUCUUUUUAAUUGUACCUUGCUAUUGUGGACUCACACUUGUAAGGACACUAUCUUUUGAUCCUCAGUGUGUCCAUGAUAACAAAAGUUGUCUGUACAAAACAAGACAGUUUACCUAGCAAAGUAUAGCUUUGCCAAAGAGCAUGGUCACUAGGUUCAUCAACAUAUUUAUGUGAAGUCUGUUCAAUUAAGGUUUGGAAUCCUUGUAAGAUAGAAAGAUUGUUAUUGAUUGUUAAGGCCUGAUUGUACUUUUUAAAAUUUCAAAGUUUUGGCUUUUUGUAUUUUUCUAUAACCUUGUGUCGCUGGGUGGCUUUUAACAUGAUGUUAAACAGACCCUUUACAUACAUGCAUCCUGGCAUACAUGUCAUGACCAAAACAGCAUGGAUGUUCACCCGGAGACUCAAAUAUUGUGAAAGUUCCUACAGCUUACCAAAGUUUUAGAGGUCUGUACCCAAGGUUUUAGCCAGAAGGGUGUCCAGCCAUCCUAUUGACGCCCAUUUUUCUAAGAAAUGCAAAGAAAAUUCACUUAAUCUCUUAUAAUUUUAUGGGAAAACAUGCCUUCUGGACGGCCAGUUUUCAAUGUCUGUCUGUCUAUACCUCUACUAGAUUUGAUAAAAAGAAGAAAAAACAUGAAGUUUAGUCAAAUAAUUUGGAAGGAAAACAAACAGAACUCUUUCCCUGAGUAAAAAAAUCCUUAAUUAUGUCUUUGUCGUGAAUAAUGUAAUAAUAAUUAUUAUAUUAUGCCCUCAAAUUGUGGACGCAUUUUUGAUACAAAGACAUUGCGUUUUUGUGUGUUAGUAGGGAGCUUAAGCAGUGACAAAUUCACUUUUUAGUGACAUUUUUGUAGCCAUUGCUGCGGUUGUUGCUUAAGUUCCCUAAUUAUUGAAAUAGUUCUGUUACAUGGAAUUAAAAAUUUUCAACCAAGAUGAGAAUGAUAACCAUGGUCACAGGAAACAAAAAAAAGCCUGGUCUGAAAAGGGUUUAAAAAAAUACAUGGUUCUACAGUGGAACCCCAUUAAUACAGUCACCAAUGGGUAAACAAAAUUUGACCGUAUUGUUGGGGCUGGCUUAAAUUUCAUGACUUGAGGGCUGCAAUGACAAAUACACCGUACAUCGCAUUCGCAUUUCUUGAACAACUGUUCUCAUAAAUGAACAACCGGAAUGUAGAUGUCGCGUACAGUAAUAACAUUGAAAAAAAACUACUUAAACUACUUAUUGACCGUACCAGGUCAAUAAAACUGGCAUGUCACAGGCAUUUUAAUUUUGUAAAUUUUGAACAAGUGGCCAUAUUAACGAGAUGAAAUCCUGUUGGGAUUUUAAAAUGUUGGGAUUUUAAAAUGUGGCUGUUGGUUGAUUAAUAGGUGACCACAUGAAUGGGGGGUUUUCAUAAGGAAAAGUAGGCCAUUUUGCCAGGCGGAAAAAGGGUGGCCAUAAUAACGAGGUGACCAUAUUACCGAGGUGGCCAUAAGGCGAAGUUCCACUGUAUUUCCAAAAAUACAUGUAACUAUUAAUUAUAAUUGGUGAGCAUCAGAAAGUGGCAGCAGAAUACUAAUAAUAUUAUUGUUGAUUUUUAUUCUUAUUAAGUGUUUUGUUUUUUAAAUGCUUCAUUGUUUGUUUUCAUCCAGAAAUUUUCCAGACCGGUUUGAUGAAAACAAAGCAGCAGAUGAAAGUAAAUUACAAAAAGAAACUCUUAUUGUGAAGAAAUGGAUUGAUGAAAAUCCCUUUGUUCUGUCAGCUAACCUCCAUGGGGGUUCCUUAGUGGCAAAUUACCCUUAUGAUGAUAGAGCCGACAAACGUAGUGUAUAUAGUGCAACAACUGAUGAUGACAUUUUUCGAAAGUUGGCAUUAACUUAUUCUGCAAACCACCCAACAAUGCAUCUGAAUAAAGCACAAUGUGAUGGCGAUAAUUUCAAGGAUGGUAAGAUUUGUAUACUGUCUUUUAUCUGUUAUCUUUCUAUUGUCUACAUGUAAUAGCAUCGCUUUAUUUCAUAAGUAGCUUGAGCAUGAUCCUCCGGGUGCUGGUAGCUGUUGACUCGUUUUUUGUUUUAAAAGAUGAUAAUAAUUAUAGAAUAAGUGCAAUCACCUUCACCAAAUUCAUAUGGCAUGAUUCUGGUAUUGUGAAAGUCAUUGUGCAAAGGAACAACAAACUAUUGUUGCUCUUUCAAAAGACAUUGCAUUGCUCAUGUUCUUUAUGCCAACCAGGUACUUGACCAAUAAAUUAUUAUAGGAUGUAGUUUUAGGUAAGAAUUUGGGAGUUUCUGAAUGAACACGAGUGGCAAAUGCUCCUACCACUACUAGGUUCCAAACCAUCUAUCACAAGAAAUAGUUGCAAAUUUUACGUUGCGUUCAAUUGGGAAAUCGGGAUUUCAGAUUUGCAAUCAAGCGUAAAAACUGAAAACAGAUAAAUUCCUUUCUGAGAAAACCGUCCUCAGGGUGGAUUUCACUCAAGAAAUCCAAAUCUUGAUUUCAUGGAUUUCCUUUUUACUGUUCAAUUGGGAAAUCCAAAAAAGGAUUGCAAAACUAUUCUCAUCAACAGAGGUCUUCAAGGUGUGCAAGACAGCUGUUCUUAAGGACAGUUUUCAAAUCCUUUUUCAGAUUUUGCCAAUGGAACGUUAAAAAGGAAAUCCAAAAACAGAUAUCUCAGUGUUAAAAUCCAUUUUCAGAUUUCUUGUUCGAUUGCAAAUCCGGAUUUUAAAAUCUAAAUCCAGAUUUCCCAACUGAACGCACCGUUAAAAAGCUAUAUCCUUUAACUGUAAAUCAUCUGUCUUGCUGCACUUGUUUAAAAGGAGAGAAAUACUAUCCACUGAUUAAAUCACUAUCCAAUGGAUAAUUAACAAUUAUUACUGAGUAUGAUGUGAACACCUAAAAAAUUUCAGGAAUGUUCAUGGUGUACUGGCCAAUUACAGUAAAGUUCAGGAAUACGCAAGCAAACCUCAAAACUACAAACUAAUUACUGUUGCUGUUUACCACCGCGCGGUUAGCUCAAUGGGAUAAGUGCCGGUCUGCUGAGCGGGAGGCCGUAGGCUCAAACCCCGGCCGGACCAACACUCAGGGUCUUUAAAUAACUGAGGAGAAAGUNUUCAUAAGGAAAAGUAGGCCAUUUUGCCAGGCGGAAAAAGGGUGGCCAUAAUAACGAGGUGACCAUAUUACCGAGGUGGCCAUAAGGCGAAGUUCCACUGUAUUUCCAAAAAUACAUGUAACUAUUAAUUAUAAUUGGUGAGCAUCAGAAAGUGGCAGCAGAAUACUAAUAAUAUUAUUGUUGAUUUUUAUUCUUAUUAAGUGUUUUGUUUUUUAAAUGCUUCAUUGUUUGUUUUCAUCCAGAAAUUUUCCAGACCGGUUUGAUGAAAACAAAGCAGCAGAUGAAAGUAAAUUACAAAAAGAAACUCUUAUUGUGAAGAAAUGGAUUGAUGAAAAUCCCUUUGUUCUGUCAGCUAACCUCCAUGGGGGUUCCUUAGUGGCAAAUUACCCUUAUGAUGAUAGAGCCGACAAACGUAGUGUAUAUAGUGCAACAACUGAUGAUGACAUUUUUCGAAAGUUGGCAUUAACUUAUUCUGCAAACCACCCAACAAUGCAUCUGAAUAAAGCACAAUGUGAUGGCGAUAAUUUCAAGGAUGGUAAGAUUUGUAUACUGUCUUUUAUCUGUUAUCUUUCUAUUGUCUACAUGUAAUAGCAUCGCUUUAUUUCAUAAGUAGCUUGAGCAUGAUCCUCCGGGUGCUGGUAGCUGUUGACUCGUUUUUUGUUUUAAAAGAUGAUAAUAAUUAUAGAAUAAGUGCAAUCACCUUCACCAAAUUCAUAUGGCAUGAUUCUGGUAUUGUGAAAGUCAUUGUGCAAAGGAACAACAAACUAUUGUUGCUCUUUCAAAAGACAUUGCAUUGCUCAUGUUCUUUAUGCCAACCAGGUACUUGACCAAUAAAUUAUUAUAGGAUGUAGUUUUAGGUAAGAAUUUGGGAGUUUCUGAAUGAACACGAGUGGCAAAUGCUCCUACCACUACUAGGUUCCAAACCAUCUAUCACAAGAAAUAGUUGCAAAUUUUACGUUGCGUUCAAUUGGGAAAUCGGGAUUUCAGAUUUGCAAUCAAGCGUAAAAACUGAAAACAGAUAAAUUCCUUUCUGAGAAAACCGUCCUCAGGGUGGAUUUCACUCAAGAAAUCCAAAUCUUGAUUUCAUGGAUUUCCUUUUUACUGUUCAAUUGGGAAAUCCAAAAAAGGAUUGCAAAACUAUUCUCAUCAACAGAGGUCUUCAAGGUGUGCAAGACAGCUGUUCUUAAGGACAGUUUUCAAAUCCUUUUUCAGAUUUUGCCAAUGGAACGUUAAAAAGGAAAUCCAAAAACAGAUAUCUCAGUGUUAAAAUCCAUUUUCAGAUUUCUUGUUCGAUUGCAAAUCCGGAUUUUAAAAUCUAAAUCCAGAUUUCCCAACUGAACGCACCGUUAAAAAGCUAUAUCCUUUAACUGUAAAUCAUCUGUCUUGCUGCACUUGUUUAAAAGGAGAGAAAUACUAUCCACUGAUUAAAUCACUAUCCAAUGGAUAAUUAACAAUUAUUACUGAGUAUGAUGUGAACACCUAAAAAAUUUCAGGAAUGUUCAUGGUGUACUGGCCAAUUACAGUAAAGUUCAGGAAUACGCAAGCAAACCUCAAAACUACAAACUAAUUACUGUUGCUGUUUACCACCGCGCGGUUAGCUCAAUGGGAUAAGUGCCGGUCUGCUGAGCGGGAGGCCGUAGGCUCAAACCCCGGCCGGACCAACACUCAGGGUCUUUAAAUAACUGAGGAGAAAGUGCUGCCUUUGUAAUAACAUCUUCAAACGGUUCUGACUAUUUAGUCUUCUCGGAUAAGGACGAUAAACCGUAGGCCCCGUCUCACAAGCCCUUGCACAUGUAAUAAAUCUGCGGGACGUUAAACAACCCACACACUCUUCAUAAAGAGUAGGGCACAUAGUGCCUGAUGUAGUGGUCUAUCUCACUUUCACAUUCAUGUAUGGGGGCAUCAUUACUCAUUCCUUCAUUACUUAUAAAUUGCACCUUAAGCAGAGUGGCAAAGUCCCCCAACCAGUGUUGUAAAUUAACCCUGAAAAGCCCUGUGGGGAGUGGAUAAUAAGAUAUUUACAAUUUAUUUAUCUCGUGGCUUAUUGGCUAAUUCCUUGCAACACAAUAACAUUCCAUAAAUAUUUCUGGUGUUUACGGUUCUGUGUGUUUCACAGUUACAAACUUACCUCCUCCUAGACUUUCUUUUAUACUUUAGCCUAUUUUUUGGGACAGUUUCAUGAUAUUAACAGUUGCUUGUUACCGGCAGAUAUUCGUCAAAAAGUAGAUAAUAUGCUUCGAGCAAUAAGUUUUGCAUAUUCUUACAUUUCUUCUGUCCAGUUUUGUCAGAAAUUCAGCUAUUUUGAAUUGGAAUCAAAAGUUUUUUCAGUUCAUUGUUGCCCAAGCACCCUCAUUUCCAGGCAAAUAUACAUUGAUCAACCUCUUUUCCAAGCAAAUGUACCGUCAAAUCGAUGUUUUAUGACUGCAUCUUCCAAAUUUGGUCAAGACCAGCUGGUAAUGAAGAAUUAGCCAGUGGAUUUGAGUCAAUCAGAAACGGCAAAAUAUUUUGAAUGAAUAAUAAUUAAAUAAUGCAAUCUAGUGGUUUCCCUAAUAGUUGGCCGCUGUCAACAGAAAUUUAUCUAUUUGGUAGCCCUAUCCAAGUUUCAAACAACUGGAACCUAAUCGCUUUUUGUUAAAAUGGUGAAAACCAACAGGGAUCCAUGCCGAGUUUUUAUGUUUGCUCAAAUGUUUAGUUCUAAUCCCUGAUCACUCUUUCUUAGGCAUCACAAAUGGUGCUCAGUGGUAUUCAGUCACUGGUGGCAUGCAAGAUUACAACUAUGUUAGAAGCAAUGCUUUUGAAAUUACUGUUGAAGUCAGCUGUUGCAAGUUUCCAUCUGAGUCUACACUUGAACGGUUUUGGAAAGAAAACAAGAAAUCCCUGCUUGAAUAUCUAAAGCUUGUUCACACUGGUCUCAGUGGCUUUGUCAAGGACCAGAAAUCAGAAAGAGGUACAGUUUAUAUUAUGAAGACUGAUUUGUUUUACCACUCAUCAAGUCUGCCGGGAUGCUUUUCAAAAACUUAACAAUUUUACUUGUAAAAUAAAUUAUCCUUUCUCAAAUACCGGCCCCUGGGUCUCUGAUGGUGGAAAGCUUUCUGUCGCCUUUUCAUAAUGAAACACUUAUUAUAUGGCCCUUAUAAAGUUGAAGUACUCUUGUACUGGUAGCCACUCAUACCUUGUUAUAGAGAGUAGUGUCGGGAAUUGGCUGGGAUUUCGUAAUCAAUCAUCAGAAAUAAUCAGAUUGACUCACCUGAUAGAUCAUCUACAUGUUUUAAUACAUAGAUUUAGCCAGGACUAAAAGCGAAGCUCUCAAUAAUAUUUAUUGUUUGUUCAAACAAGUUAUAAAAUCAUGUAAUGCUAACCGGCGAAGGCAACGAGAACAGCGAAAAUACACAACAAUAGGUCUAAUUAGCAGAAAAUCAACUUUUCACGUGCAGCACACCUUUUUUCUACAUUUCUUUGCCGUUAUUUUGCACGACUACAGCGUCAAACUUCCAGAAACUUUUGUUACACAUUUUAUUUUUUUUCACUGUUGCUCACUUUCACCCUGGUGGCUGCUAGCAUUUCUCAUUUUCUCACCAAUGCUACAAAAUUUCAUGUUGUUCCUCCAACAAAAAGUGUCUCCUUUGUUUUUUCUAUCUCGCCCUAGCUCUUUUUCUCAUUGAGCUUCGCUGACCUGUCUCCUUACUUUCUCUUUUUCUCUGUCUUUCUCUUUCUCUUUUUCUUUCUUCCGUUUUCGUCUUUAUUGACUCUGUAGUUGUCUCUGCUUCACAAGACGCAGGUGACCAUACACUUUCCUGCCAAAAUAACCUGACAUUUGUUAUCGGCUUACAUGUAGUGGGUGUACGGACGGUCAGCAUUUGUAUGCUUCGUCAUAAGCAAAUUUUCUUGCUUUCAUAGGUUACCAAUUUAUCUUAGCAAUGGGGCUCCUCCACGUGCGCUUCGCGCAUGAGAGCUUCACUAUAAACAGAAGAAUCUCUUUGUAAGUUCAUCUUUGUGCAAGUCAAAGUACUUGAAAUACAAACGUCUGACCUAGAACUUGGAGGGUUAUAUGAGUUUGAUUCUUGUUUGGAGAAAUAUUAUUUUUUUGUACUUUCAGGCGAUUGAAUUCUCUUUCUACAACAACACACAAGAUUUUAAUUUGCCAACAAGAAAUUCUAUUUUUUUCCACACAACAAUAUUGAUUGAAAAUUACUUUUCUGAUUAUUGGGUCAUUUCAGUAUUAAAGGUUUCAAUACUAUCUGUCUUCUCAAUAUCUGAGAACCUACAGUUAAUUUUAGAAAUCAGUGCAACCUACAGCUUAGUUAGUUAUCUUUAUUCUGCUAGCACAUUAGUGACUAAUCUGUAGGUUGCCCACACAAUGCAUGAUUUCCAAGAGGAAAGUCAAACUUUGUUCUGUGUGAUGGUGUGUUUGUCAUUAUUUUCUUCAAAAUAAUGUAUAAUAAUACAAUUAUUUGAUUCGGUUUUUGUGACAUCUGGAAUACUCAAGGUCUCAUUAAGUGCUAUCAGCCUCAGCCAUCAGCUCGGCUGAUAAUACUUACCUUGACCCUGAUGAUUCCAGAUAUCACAAAAAAACCCUCAUCUAAUAAAUUUUUAUAAUGGAUGAUCGGAACACUACUAAUGGAGAGCUUGUUGAUGAAAAGACAUGAAUGUUAACUAGUAGCUUCCUGCUGUAAUAUUGUUGUCACUUUAAUUUUUUUAGGGAUUGAGGGAGCUGAAAUAAAUGUCCUUGAUCGUAAUCAUCCUGUGAAAAGUGCGAAGGACGGUGACUAUUGGCGAUUGCUUGUUCCAGGUAAAUACAAGGUGAAGGUGAGCAAACGUGGGUAUUUUCCGGUCACAAAGAAUAUUCAAGUCAACGAUGGGCUGGCCACAAAGGAGGACUUCAUCUUGCAACCAAUUGGAAAGAUGCAUUUAAAGCAUGAUGAAGGCAGCACUAACUUGCAAGAAGUCUUACUUGAAAAGAAGCCAGUCCCUGUCGGAUUGGUAAUCGGUCUUACAUUGGUUUGUCUUAUUGCCCUGAGUCUCACAUUGGCUCUAACUAUAAUGCUUGUAACGAAAUACAAAAACAGAGGUGCUGACCGUAAAGCCCGGUAUGCGGCAGUCCACACUGAACCAUAA
Molecule: messenger RNA, 9333 nt
Organism: Porites evermanni
Lineage: Eukaryota; Metazoa; Cnidaria; Anthozoa; Scleractinia; Poritidae
Source: the annotation of a GenBank genome assembly